Molecule: messenger RNA, 912 nt
Organism: Eimeria maxima
Lineage: Eukaryota; Apicomplexa; Conoidasida; Eucoccidiorida; Eimeriidae
Exons: 1
Coding region: 1-912 (303 amino acids)
Source: RefSeq, a predicted model, not a curated record
AUGCCAGGGGGACCUGUAGGUCGCCCUCCGUUUGGUGGAGGCACAUGGCCACCCUUCCGACCAGGUUCAGGUUUGCCUAUAAGUCCCGGGGGUCGCCCCCCAUUUGAUGCAGGUACCCCCCGUCCACCCUCCGGCACGGAACCUGGCCAACCAGGUAGCACUGACACACAACCGCCUUACCGCCCUAGCAUCCACCGCCCGUGCGGCACCGGUACAUGGCCCCCAUUCGGCCUGGGAAGAAGGCCUCCGUGCAGCUAUGUGGUGAAACCGCCUCAUCCGCCAGGUGGUAUACCUCCGUACGUCCAAGGCCCUGAGAAGCCUCAAUUCGAUCAAGAAGGCAGUGCACCCGGAUAUGGCUUAGGCAGUGAAGGUCCCGGAUGUGGCCCAGGCAAUGCACUAUCCGGGAAAUAUUCGUAUAACGGAACACCCGAAUGCAAUCCAACGAAGGGGACAGGGCCUCAGCUUGCCAUAGAUAAAGGAAGACCGGAGUAUCGGCAAGAAAGCAGAGGGCCAGAAUAUAAUACUAACGUUAACGGAAUUGCGAAUAGGCCAGUCAUGGGAUGGUCCCAAUACAACUCAGGCAUUGGAGGAAAUAUGCAUAAUACAGGGAGUAAAUUUCCAAAGCGUCCUAUGUUCGGCCCAAGCAGAAUGCCUCCAUUUGCUCCAAUCCCUGGCCCGGGAGGAGGAGAUCCUCUGUUAUUUUCUAGCCAGUUUCCACUCUUAGUGAGUGGUACAAGAUCUACUCCUAGUAUAAGAAGCCCAAUGUUCACCGGUCCUCUUCUAAUGCCUUAUCUAAGGGGCCUCCAAUCCCUAGCCAUCGCCGAGCCUACCAAUGAAGCUCGUGACUUGGAACCUCGAUCCCAGCCAGGUGGAGGAGGAGCACAGAUUGCCGCUACCGUUGGAUCCGGAUAG